AUGUUUGCCGAAUUGAAUCACACCAUGGAGUGGCCAAGUGAUGAGAUCCUGCUGGCACUGCAGCAGAACCGAUCGCUGAUGGACUGUCAGUUCCAGGAAAGCAUCUCCACCACCAACUACUCCAGCAUGGUUCUCGAGUUUGCCAAGAUCCUCUACGGUAUUGUCUUCAUUGUCGGCCUUUUCGGUAACACAUUGGUCAUCUACGUGGUGAUGCGCUUCUCCAAAAUGCAAACAGUGACCAACAUGUACAUUCUCAAUCUUGCCAUUGCUGAUGAGAUGUUUCUCAUCGGCCUCGUCUUUCUCAUUACCACUUUCAUCUACAAGUUCUGGAUGUUCGGCAGACUACUCUGCAAGGUCUACAUGACCAUCACCUCCAUCAACCAGUUCACCAGUAGUCUUCUGCUGACUGUCAUGUCUGCAGACAGAUUUAUCGCAGUUUGCCAUCCGAUCACAGCGUUAAAAUUCCGUACGCCAUUUGUUGCGAAAUUCAUCUGCCUCACAGUGUGGAGUAUAUCAGCCAUUCUCAUGGUGCCCAUCUUCAUGUACGGGAACACAUUGGAAUAUAAGAACCUGGUAACUUGCAACAUAGUUUGGCCGGAAAGUGAGCUGAUGAAAGGAGAUAAGGCGUUUACACUGUACUCCUUUGUGCUGUGUUUCUUUGUGCCCUUCAUUCUCAUCUUUGUCUUCUACAUUCUGGUCAUCUGUAAACUGCGUCGCGUAGGGCCGAAGAACAAGUCGAAGGAAAAGAAACGCUCUCACCGGAAGGUCACCUACCUAGUGCUCACCGUCAUUGCCGCCUACGUUUUCUGCUGGCUGCCCUACUGGCUUGGUCAGCUCUACAUUGUCCUCAACUACUCCAAUUCGCCUAGAUCUGACUUUGCUGUUGCCGCCAUGCUUAUUGCAAGCUGCCUUUCAUAUGCCAACUCAGCCGUGAAUCCCGUGCUUUAUGGUCUCAUAUCGUUCAAGAAUCAUUAG
This is a messenger RNA of Rhagoletis zephyria (snowberry fruit fly), 975 nucleotides long. Lineage: Eukaryota; Metazoa; Arthropoda; Insecta; Diptera; Tephritidae. The record is from RefSeq and is a predicted model, not a curated record.